UGUCGUCAGUUGGUAGCAGUGUGUGAUGAGGUUUUGACCGUUAGUCCAUUUACUCUUCUUACCCAUACUGCACAGCUGGAGAGUGUUGAACUGGUCCCUGCCUCACCAGGAGAUCACGUGGGAAUUGAGAUCACCACCACAGGAUCCAGAAAUCAUUUUGUCACUGGAACAGCAGCUGAGUCUUCUACAGAGAUCUGUGAGAAGAUUUUAGCGGGAGAUGAGGUCAUUCAGGUCAACGGACAGAUAGUAGUUGGCUGGAGCAGGACAAACCUUGUUAAAAAACUGGAGGAGAAUCCAAAUGGAGUAACUCUGGUUUUGAGGAGGCUUCCAGGUUUCCUGAAACGCAAAGAGAGCCGAGCAAAGUCUGAGAGAGAGGAGGAAGAGGAAGAAGAGGAAGAGAAAAACAGACAUUCUCUUUUUGGGAGGGUGGCAGCUUCAGUCCGUUCUCUGUCCUUCAGAUCAGCAUCAGACGGCACACAUUUCAAACGGGAAAAAUCGGCGCACUCUAGUGAUCAAAGCUCUGAUGAACAUCAGUCAAUCACCUUAAAACGCCACCAGCCAGGGGCAGACUCUCAGCGUGCGAGUCGAAACAGUUUGGAAGUCAGUUCAUCUGCAAGAAGAAGUCCGUCCCCACAAGACCAGGAGCUCAAACGAGCCAGCACCAGCUCCUGUCCUGACAUGGCAGGACUAAGAGAAGAAAAGGAGAACAAGAAGGUCUCUACUAAAGGAACACGGACAGCGAUGAGCCGGAGGAGGGUGUCCUGUCGUGAACUUGGCCGGCCUGACUGUGACGGUUGGCUCUGGAAGAAGAGAAAAGAAGCAAAUGUCUUCAUGACUCAGAAAUGGCAGAGAUUUUGGUUCGUCCUGAAAGGUCCUACGCUGUAUUGGUAUACCAGCCAACAGGAGGAGAAGGCGGAGGGCUUAAUCAAGAUCGGCAGCUACAAUAUAGAGAGCGCAGGAGAACACAAGAGGAAGUAUGUAUUUAAAAUGCGCCACCAGCGCUUCCAGAAUUUUUUCUUCGCUGCUGAUAAUGUAAACGACAUGAGCAAAUGGAUUAAUUGCCUAAUUGCAGCCAUUCAGAAACACAAGAAAUAUGUCCAAAGUCAGCCAGACAGUGAAGAAGACUGUUACAGUGAAACCGAAUCUGAGGAGGAAUCAUCACGUUCACCACUUUCUCAUCGUAAGAAACUCAAUACGAAAACCCAAACUCAAUCAAACACUCUUCCUCGAACGAAGGGUAAGCAGAACAGGAUGUCAGAGCCAUUAACUAUUUCACAAGCAGGGGGCAGUAAAAUUGCAGGAAAAUUAGAUGAGAUGGAUGAAAUGUUCCAUAGCCUGAAGAAAGGAGGAGUGUCUCUGAUUGGUCAGAAUCAGCCAACAACUCACGACCAGCUUCGUAAAUCCUUCAUUAAACGGAACAAAAACCCUGUUAUCAAUGAGAAGAUACACACACUCCGUGCCCUCCAGAGCACACUCAAGGCGAAGGAGGCGGAGCUUCACCUGAUUAACAAGAUCCUAGAUGAUUCUGAGUUCUCAUCGCAGAAGUUCCGUCAGUGGAAGCAGUGCAAUGAAGAGCUGCUGCAGGACAUUGAGAAACAGCCCAAACAGGCAGAGUCGCCAAGCAUAGACACAGUGUCCAGGGCCAACGACGAGGCAAGCGGACUGGCCCUGAGUGAUGGAGAACAGUUGGUAGAUGCAGAGACACCUGAUGACGGAUGCUCCACUCCUACAGAUGCACAGGUGCUGAUGCAAACGCAGACCACAGUCACGGGCGAAACACCUACAGAGAGCUUCUUUUACAUAUGACACGUGUACAGAAUGUGCAAACACAGCCACUUUCCUCCUGUGCUGUAUUAAAACAAAUUGAGAAACAAAAGUGCAACACUGGGACAAAUGUGUGGAGCCGAAUUGCAGCCAGCUGGCACAGAGCGAUGGCCGUUUCACAAGAAGAAAGAUCUUAUCUGGAGCUUUUCAGCUACUUCAGUACUACUUUGUACUUCUACUGUACAUUCACUAUAAACUGUCACUGAAUGUAUGAUGAACUACAACAUGCUGGUAAAAGAACAAAUUUAACUUUUAGGCACUUGCUAAAGGAUGUUGAUUAUACUGAUGUAUGUAAUUUUAAAAAUAUAUUUUAGAUUAAUUAUAUUAUUAUUAUUAUGCAUUUUUGUUUUUACUCUAGGUGUGUGUGUAAGGUUUGCUUAAAUAUGUCAAAAAAUGUUUUAUGAAUGUUUUCGGUAUGUUCAGACACGAUAGAAAAGAAAGUAUUUCUUUUAUAAGAAUUUAUCCUUUUUAUUUUGUAGAUGAUUUCUGACAUUGCAGAUCCUGAAAACAAGUUUAUCAGGCUCAAAAAAUAUAUUUCCUGAGGAAAAAAAAUGAUUACCUCAACCUCGCAAUGCGUUUGUAUUAAAUGCCCAGCGUUGGUCAUUUUCCCAGAAUUGCCACACAGUGGCGCCCUCUGUUUUGUUCACGAGGUGUAGCAUAUGCCACCUGUUCAGUCUUUCAGUGUUUUCAUUCCAACACUGUAUAUGCAUGUGUAUAAUGGCUGCAUGUUUAUAUAUGUUGUUUUAUCUGAAGCUUCUCUCUUAGUCUUUUUAUUUUAUUCUAAAAUAUCACUGGCCAAAUAGCUUUAUUUUUUUUUAUUUUUUUUAGUUGAUCAAAGGAGAGAGUGUUAAAUGACUUGUGUGUCCAUGCUCUUGUAGACAAAUUGGAAUCUCAAAAUGUUAUAAUAAUUUAUUUCAUGUUGCUGAUUAAAUUUUUUGUUCAUACAAUGUAUAGA
Messenger RNA from Rhinichthys klamathensis goyatoka, 2779 nucleotides. RefSeq names its product connector enhancer of kinase suppressor of Ras 1 (gene cnksr1). Lineage: Eukaryota; Metazoa; Chordata; Actinopteri; Cypriniformes; Leuciscidae. The transcript is spliced from 16 exons. Gene Ontology annotation, molecular function: protein binding. The record is from RefSeq and is a predicted model, not a curated record. The annotation marks the transcript as partial.